GACAAGGACUUGGUUCAUGAGUUUGUUGUUGCUGAGGGUCUGACUUGCUUAAUCAAAGUGGGAGCAGAGGCCGACCAGAAUUAUCAGAACUACAUCCUGAGAGCUUUGGGCCAGAUAAUGCUCUAUGUUGAUGGCAUGAAUGGAGUAAUAAAUCAUAAUGAAACCAUCCAAUGGCUGUACACACUUAUUGGGUCGAAGUUCCGCCUGGUGGUAAAGACAGCACUGAAGCUGCUGCUGGUGUUUGUGGAGUAUACCGAAUCCAACGCACCACUUUUAAUCCAGGCAGUAUCUACUGUCGAUGAAAAGAGAGGAGCCAAGCCAUGGUCCAACAUCAUGGAGAUCCUGGAGGAGAAGGAUGGGGUUGAUACCGAACUACUGGUUUACGCAAUGACCUUGGUUAACAAGACGUUGUCGGGGUUGCCAGAUCAAGACUCUUUCUACGACGUGGUGGACUGUCUGGAAGAGCUAGGCAUUGAAGCUAUUUCACAGAGACACUUGAACAAGAAAGGAACAGACUUGGACUUAGUUGAGCAAUUUAACAUUUAUGAGAUGACACUGAGACAUGAGGAUGGAGAUGAGAGUGCUGACCCCCCUCCCAGUGGGCGCAAGGACCGGAGAAGGGCCAGUCUUGGUGCUAGUGAGCGAAGGGGGUUAGAGCGACGACGGAGCCGCAGGCACUCGGUGCAGAACGUCAAAAGCACUUUAUCAGCCCCUGCGAGUCCGUGCAGUCAGUCGAAUCCUAGCUUCAUGCUAGGCCACGGACAGCGCGUUGAAGAUCUCAGUGAGAGAGAGGAGGAAGAGUAUGAAGAGGAGGAAGAAGAACAGCCAGUCACAGAGCCCAAUACUGAGGAUGAGGGGGAGGAAGAGGCCAGUAGGCAGGUCAAAGCCAGUGGGGUCCCAGGUACACAAGACGCUGUGAAUGAAAACCUUUCAUGGUGUUCUGAUUCUUCAGCUGUCUCCAGUGCCAUUUCUCCAGCUGAGAGGCCCCUCUCCUGCUCUAGAGCAAAGAGCUCUUCUAGCAGCUCCUCUUCUGUGCCUGACUCAUCUGUCUGUCAUCAUAAUUCUGUCGUUUCAUCACCAUCUUCACCUGUGGCAGCAUUGCUAAGCUCUUCCCAAAAUUCAUCAGCAUCCAUUACUCCGAAGGCAUCUCCAACGGUGGAGAAAUUACCUUAUGUACCACAUACUCCUUUUCACCUCUUCUCAUACGACUUUGAAGAGUCUCCAGCAUCUGUGAAAGAAAAGGAAGCAGAAGUGAUGAGGGAAAACAGAUAUAAUAGCUAUGGCAGCAGCUCUUACUCUUCUCCGCGGCCUUACUCUGGUGUGAGUGCCCCUACAACACCCACUUCUCGUUAUGGGACAGCUCUCUCACCGCCUCAAGAGACCAAAUCUGACAGGCCAGCUUUGGGUGGUCUCCUUACAUCAUCUUUUCGGCAGCACCAGGAGUCCUUGGCAGCAGAAAGAGAAAGACGACGUCAGGAGAGAGAAGAAAGGUUGCAAAGGAUAGAACGUGAAGAAAGAAACAAAUUCAAAUACAAAUACUUGGAGAGGUUGGCAGCGGAGGAGUAUGAGAAAGAGCUGAAGAGUCGGAGCGUAAGCCGAGGCAGAAGUGAGCUGUCCUUGAACCUGAGAUCUCCUUCAGCCCCAUCCUCACCCCUACCCAAGUGCAUCAGCCCAGCAUCCAUAGAGUCCCAGGAGGAGCUGAAGACCCCUUCCACCCCUUGUGGGACCCCUCAGCCCUCUGAAGUGAGUGCCAGUGAACCCGAACCAGAGACAGAGACAGAACCAGAACCAGAGCAGGAGGCUGAGGCUGAGGCCAAGCAGGGAUCGGAGACACCCAAGGAAAUAGAGGCUACAGAGGUGGGACCAGAGAGUGAGGUGGAGCGAGGACCAGAGAGAGAGCCAGAAGAAAGUGCAAUACUCAGUGAAAAAGAAAGGCAGAAUGAGGAAGUGAAUGAAAAAGACAACUGCUCUGCAUCCAGCAUAUCCUCAGCAAGCAGCACUUUAGAGAGGGAAGAGAGAGAGGACAAGUUAACCAGUGACAAUGAAACUGGUCCAUGGUCGCAGACCAUUCAGGAUGCUGGUGUGAAUGAGCAGUGCAGCAACAUCCUCAACAACAAGAGGUUUAUGCUGGACAUGUUGUAUGCGCAUAACAAAAAGCCCAAGGAUGAAGAGGAGAAGGAGCUGGAGACGAAGGAGGAAAAGAAGGAGACGGAGGAAAACGAGGAGUCACUCACUAGCCUAGCCAGUAGGAUCUCUAUCCUUCAGGCCACGAAGCAGGCCAAAGAUGAAAGUGUCAAAAAGAUGGAGAUUGGAAAUCUGGACAACCAAGGCAGCGUGAAAGCCUUUGCGGAAAAAUUCAACAGUGGUGAGCUGGCCAAGGCGACAGCCGUGCCUGAAGAUGAAAUCAGUGAACAGGUCGCUGAGAAAACACCAGCACAGCCAAAGAAGGAAUCUGACUACAUCUGGGAUCAGCUCAUGGCUAAUCCUAGAGAACUUAAAAUCAAAGACAUGGAUUUUACAGACUUGGGGGAGGAGGAUGAUGUAGAUGUGUUGGACAUGGAUAUGGGUCCUGGGGACUCCCUUGUUCCCCCUCCUCCACCUCCACCUUCUUUUCUGGGUUUGCCUCCUCCACCACCUCCCCUGCUGUUUGGAUGUCCGCCUCCACCUCCACCCUCUGCUAAUUUAUUGGCUCCUCCUCCGCUGUUCAGCACUCCUCAGGGUUUAGGGUCACCCCAGGUUUCUAGGGGUCAGCCAGCAUUUAUAAAGAAGAAGAAAACCAUCCGUCUGUUUUGGAACGAGGUACGGCCAUUUGAGUGGCAGUGUAAAAACAACAAACGCUGCAGAGAAUUCCUGUGGUCGAAACUGGAACCCAUUAAGGUGGACACUUCCAAACUGGAGCAUCUCUUUGAGUCUAAAUCCAAGGAACUGCCUGUCACAAAGAAAACUGCUGCAGAUGGGAAGCGACAGGAGAUCAUUGUAUUGGACUCAAAACGAAGCAAUGCUAUUAAUAUUGGCUUGACUGUGUUGCCCCCUCCCCGCACUAUCAAGACUGCUAUUUUGAACUUUGACGAAUAUGCCUUAAACAAGGAAGGAAUAGAGAAAAUUCUGACCAUGAUCCCGACUGAGGAGGAGAAGCAAAAGAUCCAGGAGGCACAGCUGGCGAACCCCGAUGUCCCCCUGGGCAGCGCCGAGCAAUUCCUUCUCACCCUCUCUUCCAUUAGUGAACUCUCCGCCAGGCUCCAGCUCUGGGCUUUCAAGAUGGACUACGAGAUAGUGGAAAAGGAAGUUGCAGAACCACUUCUAGAUCUGAAGGAAGGAAUGGACCAACUGGAGCACAAUAAAACUUUGGGAUUUAUCCUUUCCACUCUACUAGCCAUUGGGAACUUUCUGAAUGGAACCAAUGCCAAAGCUUUUGAGUUGAGCUACCUCGAGAAGGUUCCAGAAGUCAAGGACACAGUGCACAAGCAGUCCCUGCUGCACCACGUCUGUACUAUGGUGGUGGAAAAGUUCCCAGACAGCACUGAUCUUUAUUCAGAGAUCGGGGCCAUCACUAGGUCAGCCAAGGUUGACUUUGAACAACUCCAGGAGAACUUGUGUCAGAUGGAAAGACGGUGCAAAGCAUCAUGGGAUCACCUUAAGGCUAUAGCAAAGCAUGAAAUGAAGCCAAGUCUAAAGCAAAAAAUGUCCGAGUUCCUUAAAGACUGUGCAGAAAGAAUCAUAAUCCUCAAGAUUGUUCAUAGAAGAAUAAUUAACAGGUUUCACUCAUUUUUGUUAUUUAUGGGCCAUCCUCCCUAUGCAAUACGUGAAGUCAACAUCAAUAAGUUCUGCAAAAUUAUUAGCGAAUUUGCUCUGGAAUACCGCACCACCAGGGAACGAGUUUUGCAGCAAAAACAGAAACGAGCUAACCACAGGGAAAGAAACAAGACCAGAGGGAAAAUGAUAACAGAUUCCGGCAAGUUCUCCAGCAGCUCACCUCCCUGCCAGAGCCAGCCCCAGGGGCUGCAGUACGCCGAGGAUGCUGCAGAACACGAGAACAUGAAGGCCGUACUGAAGACCUCCUCUGUUGGCGGGGAAAGCACCACGGCACUUGGGGUCCGCACUCGAAGCCGGGCCAGCCGAGGCCGUAUCGGUUCAUGGAACGCUGGCAACGACGAUUCACCUAAUGCAACAGAUGACGCAGCAGAUGAGAUCAUGGAUCGCAUUGUCAAGUCCGCCACCCAAGUGCCAAGCCAGCGAGCGGUGCCUAGAGAGAGGAAGCGGUCACGAGCAAAUAGGAAGUCAUUGAGGAGGACACUAAAGAGCGGACUAACACCAGAAGAAGCCAAAGCACUGGGCCUCAUCAGCACCUCCGAGAUGCAGGUUUGAUGUCCCAGAGGUAACGACAAGAAGAGCCGUUCUCCGAAGCACACAGGCUGACAACUUUUCGGUGUGGCAUUGACCUGCCAGCCUCCUCUGCUGCUCCCAACAUCCCGUCCUCUGUUAGUUCAAUUUUAAUAAGCAACAAAAAGUGAAACCCCACAGCCGGGGCAGAAGAAGGGUGUGCCACAGCUCAGCACAACAUCCAGACAGUAACUGAGGAAGUGUUUGAGUGCUUAUAGGUGAAAGCAUAUGGCUGCUUCUCAUGGUGUGUUGGUGUGGGUAGGAGGGGGCUCCUUCUGAGUUAUCUGUCAUUAUGUGAGCUGUGUUUAUUGGCUUUCCUUGUGCCCCGUUUUAGUCAUUGUAAAUGUAUGGCAUUUUGUCAAUGCAAGGAACAGUCCUUAAAGAGGCAAAGUAACUCCUGUUACAGCAACCCCAGUUUUCCUGAAGCAGAUUCAUUAAGCAAAGAUGCACAGUCUGUGCAGCCCUGUGGUUUGUUGAGUUUUUUUUUAUUAUUUUGCCACCAAAGAAUGUAAAAAUGUAUGUGUACCUUUGUAUAUGUACAGAAUGAAUGUGUGGACAUGUGUGCGUGUAUCUAUACACAUACAGUCAUGGUGUGAAGUCAUGCUCUUGCUGAAGCUAGCUGGACCAUGAUUUUCACUCUGGGGCCUUACUGUUCCACCUGGACAGGAGGAAAAGAAUGUCUUUU
Messenger RNA from Cariama cristata (Red-legged seriema), 5065 nucleotides. It is a transcript of the gene FHOD3, whose product is annotated as formin homology 2 domain containing 3. Gene Ontology annotation, cellular component: cytoskeleton; cytoplasm. Lineage: Eukaryota; Metazoa; Chordata; Aves; Cariamiformes; Cariamidae. The coding region runs from base 118 to 4365 and encodes 1415 amino acids. Gene Ontology annotation, molecular function: actin filament binding. Gene Ontology annotation, biological process: cardiac myofibril assembly; actin filament network formation; sarcomere organization. The record is from RefSeq and is a predicted model, not a curated record. The transcript is spliced from 22 exons.